This is a messenger RNA of Magnolia sinica, 2119 nucleotides long. RefSeq lists its product as uncharacterized. Bases 331 to 1788 code for a protein of 485 amino acids. The record is from RefSeq and is a predicted model, not a curated record. Gene Ontology annotation, cellular component: vacuole. Lineage: Eukaryota; Viridiplantae; Streptophyta; Magnoliopsida; Magnoliales; Magnoliaceae. The transcript has a single exon.
CGCGAUAUCAAUGAGCAAAAAGCAACCCACCAAGCAAUCGAAGUCCAAGGUCUACCCUCCCAAAACUUCAGUCCAUUCAACCCACAGUUUCACUCCAUUCAACCCACGGUCCAGAAAGGAUCUCAAAAUUCCCUUCCGUCUGCCGAGAGAGAGGAGAUAGAGAUUUUCUUGAAUCUUCCGUUCCACUUCAUUCAAUUCCAGAGGGAGACGUCUCAAAGUUUCAUUCCAGCAGCCCAGUAAGAGAGAUUUUCUUGUAUUUUCCAUUCCACUCCAUUCAAAUCCAGAAAGAGCGAGAGAGAGAGAGAGAGAGAGAGAGAGAGAGAGGAGAGAAUGGGAACUGCUUCUCUCUCUAUCCUAACCCCAUCCGAACCAUCCCAACAAGAACAAGACCCUCCAACUCCAACCACAUCCCUUCUCUCUCCACCACUACCAUCAUCUACUCCUCAAACCAAAUCCACCACUUCCAACACCCUCAUCUUCACCGCCCUCCUCCUCACCACCUUAAUCGCCCUUGCCGCCUCCAUCGCCUUCGCCUUCCUCUUCUUCUCUUCCUCUCCCCAUUCCCCUCAAGCUCCCCAAUCCCUUGUCGCCCGCUCCCUCACCAAGCUCCCGGGACCCAUCGUCCUCCUCAUCUCAUCCGACGGCUUCCGUUUCGGUUACCAAUUCAAGACUAAGACCCCCAACAUCGGCCGCCUCAUUGCCAAUGGAACCGAGGCCGAGACCGGCCUUAUCCCCGUCUUCCCCACCCUCACCUUCCCCAACCACUACUCAAUCGCCACCGGUUUAUACCCGGCUUUCCAUGGCAUCAUCAACAACCGUUUUGUGGACCCCGCCACCGACGAGAUCUUCACCAUGAGAAGCCACGAGCCCAAGUGGUGGCUCGGCGAGCCACUCUGGGAGACGGUCGUCAAUCACGGGCUCAAGGCAGCCACAUACUUCUGGCCCGGCUCCGAGGUGAACAAAGGUAAUUGGAACUGCCCGGUGAAUUACUGUAGGAAUUACAAUGGUUCAGUCCCAUUCGAAGAACGGGUAGAUACCGUUCUGCAGUACUUUGAUUUGCCAAUUGAGGAAAUUCCUGUCUUUAUUACACUGUAUUUUGAGGACCCAGAUCGUCAGGGACAUCAGGUGGGGCCCGACGAUCCGGCAAUCACGGAGGCGGUAGGUAGGAUCGAUCGGAUGAUUGGGAGGCUGAUCCAAGGGCUGGAGAAGAGAGGGAUUUUUGAGGAUGUCACGAUAAUUCUAGUUGGGGAUCAUGGUAUGGUCGGUACCUGUGAUAAGAAGCUUGUUUUCCUUGAAGAUUUGGCCCCAUGGAUUGAAAUUCCGGAAAGUUGGGUUCACUCAUAUACUCCUUUGCUUGCAAUUUGGCCUCCUUCUGGUGUCAAUCCUUCUGAUGUGGUGGCGAAAAUGAUGGAGGGAUUGGGCUCUGGGAAGGUUGAUAAUGGAAUGAAUCUGAGAGUGUUUCUUAAAGAGGAUUUGCCUGAACGGCUUCAUUACUCUGCAAGUGAUCGGAUUCCACCAAUAAUUGGUCUGGUGGAAGAAGGGUUUAAGGUGGAGAUGAAAAGAUCGAAUAGGAAAGAAUGCGGGGGCGCCCAUGGCUAUGACAAUGCGUUCUUUUCCAUGCGGACAAUCUUUGCUGCACAUGGGCCCCAAUUCGCGAGGGGCCGGAAAGUCCCAUCCUUCGAGAAUGUCGAGAUUUACAAUCUGAUCAUGUCCAUUCUUAAGAUACAGGGUGCGCCCACCAAUGGGACGGCAUCAUUUCCAAAUUCCAUUCUUCUGCCUGGUGCAUGAGAUUGAGCAGGCAUAGGAUCAUUGAUGUCAUCUUCUAGGCAUCUUUUGUGGAAGAUUAUGAAGUUUAUGAAAGGCUUUUCCCUUUCUGGUUUGGAUAUAUUUCGAAUGCAAUUUGCAGUGGUUCUGUCCUCUGGUAAGAUGAGAUGCAAUGUAAGUAGACUCUGGAUCUUGCAAGAACUCUUGUAGAUUUCAUUUUCUCACUAGGGUCUUAGAGAUCAUAGUUAAAGUACAAGGUUUCUAUUGCCUUACCAAUAAUUCUGAUUUGAAUUUGUAUUCUAACAAAGCUGGACAUGCUUUAAAUUUGAAAUGGAGUAUAGCUUCUUAAGAGGUA